AUGGCCAUUGGGCUGGAGAAGUCAGGGCAGAGGUUUCAAUGGGUAGUGCGGAGCCCACGAUGCAACCCUGAGGACGUGUUGGGUCCGUCACUCCCGGAGCCGGACCUCAAGGCCCUCCUCCCGGAGGGGUUUUUGGACAGGACCAAGAUGAAGCUCGGGGUGGAAAUGAAUGUCUACGAUGAAGAAAUGGUGAAGGCAAAGGAGGUGGAGACGAAUGUUAAGUGGGUGAUGGAGUCUCAAGGUGGGAUAUCGAUGGUGCUCCUGGAGCCGCCCGUCAAGUCAACCGCCUCCGGCGCCAGCUUCGUCGAGAGCCUCGCCGCCUCCAACCCGUCCGUCACCUUCCACGUCCUCCCGCCGAUCCCGCCCCCUGACUUCGCCAGCUCCACCAAGCACCCUUUCCUCCUCCUGCAGGAGCUGCUGGGCCAGUACAACGACAAGCUCGAGAGCUUCCUCCGCUCCACCCCCCGGGAGCGCCUGCACUCCCUUGUCAUCGAUAUGUUCUGCACCGACGCCAUCGACGUGUCCGCAAAGGUGGGCGUCCCCGUCUACACGUUCUUCGCGGCGAACGCUGGAGCUCUGGCCGUCCUAACCCAGACGGCGGCGCUGCUUGCCGGUCGGCAAACGGGCCUGAAGGAGCUCGGGGACACGCCCAUCGAGUUCCUUGGCGUCCCGCCGAUGCCGGCGUCCCAUAUCAUCAGGGAGAUGCUCGAGGACCCGGAGGACGAGGUGUGCAAGACCAUGGCGGAGAUCUGGAAGCGCGACACGACGGACACCCGGGGCGUCCUGGUCAACACCUUCGACUCACUGGAGGGCCGGGCCCUGCAGGCGUUCAGGGACCCGCUGUGCGUCCCUGGCAAAGUGUUGCCUCCUGUUUACUCCAUCGGACCGUUGGUUGGCACGGGCGGCACGAAGAGAGAGGAAGCGGAGAAGAGGCACGACACAGGUUUCAUCAAGGCUGAGGAGAUAGAGACGAAGGUGAGGCUUGUGUUGGAGUCCGAGGAGGGGAUUAGAACGCGAGCGGCAGAGCUGAAGAAAGAGGCACACGCGGCGUUGGAGGACGGGGGAUCGUCACAGGCGGCAUUUCUCCAAUUCUUGUCAGAUGUUAAGAAUUUUAGUGAGUAG
Messenger RNA from Miscanthus lutarioriparius, 1122 nucleotides. The record is from the annotation of a GenBank genome assembly. Lineage: Eukaryota; Viridiplantae; Streptophyta; Magnoliopsida; Poales; Poaceae.